Molecule: messenger RNA, 1270 nt
Organism: Carassius auratus (goldfish)
Lineage: Eukaryota; Metazoa; Chordata; Actinopteri; Cypriniformes; Cyprinidae
Product: 28S ribosomal protein S7, mitochondrial
Exons: 5
Coding region: 114-800 (228 amino acids)
Biological process (GO): translation
Source: RefSeq, a predicted model, not a curated record
GUUUGGUUUAACCGCUGAUCUGAGAUCUGUGUUUGUGUUUGUCCUCUAACCGUGGAUAUAACAGUUUGGUCAUCCAAGCUGAUCUGAGACAACCCGAUUAAACGGUCCUUAAGAUGGCAGCCUCCGUCAGACAUUUACUGAAACCUUGGACACCGAGUCUGUGUUUGGUGAGAUGGAGUCGGUAUAAUCCAUACUAUCUGGAUCCUGAUCCCAGUAAAGAUGCUGUUGUCCCAGAAUCAGAGCUCAGUCCUGAAGAUAAAGAGCUGCAGGAACUGAAAACAGUGAGUCCGAUCAAAGCAGCUCUGUCCAGCGACACCAGCUCUGCUUUCAGUGACCCUCUGAUCAGUAAGUUCAUCAACAUGAUGAUGGAAGAUGGAAACAAAAUCCUUGCUAGAGGAAUCAUGACACAGACAUUGGAGACCAUAAAGAGAAAACAGGUGGAGAAAUACCACAAAUCUCCAGCAGCUAAGAGAGAAGAGAUCGAGUGUAAUCCAUACACCGUCUUCCAGCAGGCUCUAGAGAACUGCAAACCCAUCAUUGGACUGGCCAGUGUCCAGAAAGGAGGCAAAUCUUAUCAGGUGCCCGUUCCUCUCACAGAUAAUCGACGGCGUUUUCUGGCCAUGAAGUGGCUGAUCACAGAAUGCAGAGACAACAAGCACCGUCGCACACACAUGUACGAGAAACUCUCACAGGAACUGCUGGCCGCCUUCGCUAACGAGGGAAAUGUAGUGAAACGCAAACACGACCUUCACAAGAUGGCCGAAGCCAACAGGGCAUAUGCACACUACCGCUGGUGGUAGAGAGAGGACGUCUGCGCUCCUAGUUCACCCACAGACGUGACAGCAUCAGGAGUUUGGGAUGGAUGCGCAUCUCAAAAAAGGACAUGACAAAGUAUCUUAUCUCGUCUUCGUGUAAAAGUAAAUAAACCUAUCAAAAGUCACAUUUCCAUUUUUGCCAAGGAUUUUUUAACAAGUUGAAAAGUGUUACAAAAAAAAUCUACAACACUUUUUUUUCCAGUACAGACUCGUAAUCUUGUGCUUAAAAAUAUUUCAUUGUUUCUUUAUUGAAAACAACUGUACAAGUCACUGGUUUGGCCUGAGGAAUCAGUGAGGCCGAAACAGCUGCACAGAAGCUUCAUUUUUGACUUUCAAAUACAACAUUUAGUUAUAUCACCUGACUACAUGUUAACAUUUCAGACCAGUGGAUCUCAUCAGAUUGAAGUGAAUUAAUAAUAAGAAAAAAUAAAUAUUAACGUAACUGUUUGAAUUUA